AUGAAGACGUAUACACAAUCUUCUGAAAGACAGAAACAGAUAUACAUAAACCUUGUCCCUCACAAAAAUCCACAAUCCUCUCUACUUAACGUCAAGAAUCUAUCGAACAAAGACUUGUCUCAAGACACUAGAUCUGCGCUUGCCAAAGGUCCUAACUUCGCAGUGGCACCUAGAAAGAUUCCAAAGGAACAGAUUAUCAGCCAAAUAGAGUCAACCAUCUACCGACUUCCAGAACAAGCAGAUAAUAUCCGACAAGAGCGAUUGGCUCUCCAAGAGAUCUUAACAGGAACACAGACAUCAUCGUGCUUCCAGCCAACAAAGGCAGUAGUCAUGAACAUAUCGAACUAUAAGAAAAAGACGAAGAAUCUUCUUUUGGACAAAGCAUACAAAGCAUACAAAAAGCUUGACAAAGAUUCAAUUAAUACAAUCGCACAAAACACCAAGAUCUUAGUGGAGAAAAGUAACAUUCCCAAUAAAACCAAAUCAACAUUAAAACCCUCAAAUCCUGUUCCACCAAGACUAUACGGACUAUCAAAAGUACACAAACCAAACAUCUCCCUCAGACCGAUUGUCAGCGCCAUACACUCCCCGACAUACAAUUCAUCCCGCUUCCUGACACAAACACUACAACCCCUUACUGGAAAAUCCGAAUCACACAUAACCAACUCAACGGACUUUAUAAAAAAAGAUCUUUUUAAAAAAGAUUCAAAAAAUCCGACUACAUCCCACAAACUUGCUUUAAUAGAGCACUGUUUAACAACCACUUACUUCUCCUAUAACAAUCAAUUUUAUGAACAAACUUCAGGAGCAGCAAUGGGCUCUCCUAUUUCUCCUGUAAUUGCCAACAUCUUCAUGAAGCAUUUUGAAAAAGAGGCCCUCAGGAAAACAGCUAAGAAACCAGAAGUUUGGUUCCGUUAUGUAGACGACACACUCGUGAUAUGGAGAUACAGCAGAGCCGAACUCCGUGAAUUCCUUAUUUUCCUCAACAAUCAACACCCAAAUAUCCACUUCACUAUAGAGGAAAACGGAAAAUUCCCCCUUCCUAGAUGUUCUUGUCUCUAA
Trachymyrmex septentrionalis is the source of this 1062-nucleotide messenger RNA. RefSeq lists its product as uncharacterized. The record is from RefSeq and is a predicted model, not a curated record. Lineage: Eukaryota; Metazoa; Arthropoda; Insecta; Hymenoptera; Formicidae. The transcript is spliced from 3 exons. The coding region runs from base 1 to 1062 and encodes 353 amino acids.